AUGCAUCACUCGUGGUUCUUAGCUGAUCCCAGUGUAGCACGAGCAUCUUCCCCUCGGCCAGUCAAUAUCCGAGCAAGAUCAUCGACCAUCGUUGGGACAGGCUCAGUACCAGCAGGAAGUACACAACCUGGACCACCAUCCAUUGACGUCUCGGCAUCAUCUUUCCGAAUAACCACUAAUCCCUUUCCUGGACCUAGUGCGGCGACUCAGGCAUUAACAGAUCAACUGGGUACCAGUGGAAGCAGUAGUAGUAGAAGACCAAGAUUACAAGGUGUAGGAGCUGGAGCUGGAAAUGGACACGGUCAUGGGCACAAUAGGAUAUCAUCAUGGCCCAGUCCACCUCAACCUAUGAUCAGUCAUAUGCCCUCGGCACCAGCCAUACCCACUAGAGCAAACAUGGAAGGGGGAGUAUUGGAUCUAUCGCUGGUAGAUAAGGACAGUGUAGCAUUACUGCUAUAUACUUACAAACCUACACCUAUCAACAGUAAUACACCCGCUCAUCCCUCACCCUUACCUUCUACAUCCACAUCCACAAAUGCACCUUCUUCUCAGGUCUUAUUAAAUUACGCUGCCCUGCCGUGGGAUGCGAAACUGGGCGAUUACCUUGAGAUCCGCCAGAUACACAGAAGGCAGACUCAACAGCCUUUACGUAUCCAAGUUCCCGAGGGUGAAUCGUACAUCAAGAAGAAGAAGGACAAUGUCAGUCCAGCGAUGAACGGUGUGAAAACUGGCAAAGGAAGGGAUGGAUAUGUCUUUAGAUUGGGAGAAGAUGUACCGACUGCUAGCGCUCAUCAGGUCCAAGUCCCGGACUCAGUAGCUACUGCUUUUGGGUUUCAUCAGCGGUUGGAGGUAGAAGUUAGAAGGAUAACGGAUAAAGAAUCAGCACAUACCGAUUAUGUCGAAUUUUACUUUUCGCAAUAUCUAGGUAGAGCAGAUAUGUGGAGGCUUGGUAUGUCUUUGGAGGGAAUGACAUUACAUGUAGGAGAAAAAGUAUCGCUAGCAGGGGGAGCCGUAAGAGCAGAAGUGAACUUCAUCAUCAGGAGCGAGAAAGAUCCUAAAACUGGUAAACAGAGAGAUAAAAGGUAUUCAAGUGGUAUUGCUACCGCCAAAACGAAAACGAUCUUUAGAAGCAAGAGUUCUCAAGUUUAUCUGUUUAUUCAAUUAUGCGAGGAGACAUGGGAAUUCGAUGAGGACGGCGAAAGAUAUAUCGAGAAAGUCGUGCAUGGUUAUUUGCCCGACUUAUUCGCUAGAUGGUCAGAGAAAGGAACCUCUCAUGUCGUCACAAUAAUCUUCUUCGCUAGGAUAUACUAUGAUGAAGAGGAUGUAGCGUACCUGGAAAAACACGACUUGGCAGGUAGUUUGAUCAAAGAUUUUUCAGGAAGACCAUGUAAAGACUUCUUCAAGGUUGCGGUGGAUCUAGAACGGAGGAGUGACUGGACACAAGCUUUGCCUGAGAUCAAGAAACAGUUAGAAAGAAGUGAAAAAGAGUUGCUAUUGGAUUAUCAUUUCCAGUUGAUGGGUGGGAAGUCAUAUACAGGUGAUAAGGUUAAGAUCGUUGGCAGAUGGAGUUUUGCGUACGAAGGAAACGCUUUAGAAGCUAUCAACCUUGCGCUGAACCCUUUCGAUGAACACCAUGUGGAUAGGGAUUUAUCUCGUACUGGUCUAUCAAUAACGAUUGUAACUCCCGGAACAGGCCAUUUUGCCGUUGAUAAAAAUCUUCUUCGGCUGACGACCGAACGGAUGGUCGAUCAUGGGAUGAGCGUGGAUUUCGUCUGCUUGACCAAAAUGCCAUUGCACAGCGUACCCCUGUUCAGCUAUGUUUCGCACCGUCCUAAAGGACCAGUAUCCGAGGAGAACACAUUAAGCGGCAAACAUAGACCGAUCACACCUGAUUUGCUAUAUUUUGAUGCCCAUAUGUCACAUAUCAAGAAUACGGAAUUGGCAGAUUGUUACUCACUACCAUCCUGGGUCAGCGCAUCAUUCUACGCUGUAACACACGAUAAGCCAUUUCGACCUGACCGAUUCAUCCCCCGAUGUAAGAUGUACGAAAUUCAAAUGCUUGGUAUCCUUGAUCAUAACCUUACGACGGUUAUUGUACCUUACCUUGAUAUCGAGGAUAUGCCGAUGCCUCGUCGGCCUCUCUCUCUCGAAGAUAGGAAGGUAGUACGGGACGAUUUCGAUCAGUCCAUAUUUGGUAGCGGACAAGUCGAACAACCAAUCAGUAAGAUGAACUCUCCUCAACUUGGUUCUACGCCAGCAAGUAUUCCAGCAAGUUAUCAAUCUGCCAGACUGUUAGCCGAAAAAGAGAAGCAUGAAAGAUCUAAUUCUUUGGCAUCUACAACUCGACCGAAGUCUAUUGGAGGGUUUGCGAAUGGGUCAAAACUGUCACCGAUCAAAGCCAUGAUUGAAAUGGAGGAUUCGCACCCUUUAGGAAAGAAGCGCACAGAAUUGCGAAGCGCUUCCCCAGCACCAUCUACGCUAAGCUUGAGAAGGGGUCUUAGAUCAGACUCACCUGCCAGAGCCGCUACGAACAUCGCGCCUCCUACUCCACCAGUACAUACCUCUUCGCCCCUCCUGGUUGCUAGUCGAGGAUCAUCGCCAAUAGCUACCACCCGCUCAGCCUCGCCUUUACCGCCACCUAUCAGCGAUUUACCUGUAGAUCAUGACAGUAGUCAUUCGCCUUUGACCAGAACUCGCGAUUCAUCACCCUCUCGAGCAUCGGUCAUCUCACUUGAACAGAAUGGCUCCGGGGCUUCUACGCCGAAACUUACCCCUGCUAAAAAGCUCAAUACGAAAAGCAGUAAAAGCUCUUUCGCCAGUAGGUUUGGAGCGAGCUGGCUAUUCGGUGGUUUAACUUCUACGAGAUCUCAACCGAGUUAUGCCGCACCCGCUAUGGAGACUAUAGGCAGAACGGAUGUGUCCUCGGUCACAGGUAAUCGGCCUCACUCGCCUGUUCCUUCGAAUACAUCCAAAACUAAAACAUCGGACACCGGAUCAAGAUCGAGAUCAGGUAAUGGUUCUGUUCCGCCUAGACCCAAGAUGCCUAAUCCAGAUACCAUGAUCACACCCAGUACACCAUCCCCUUCUAAGGAUAAGACCCACAGCAUUGUUACGCCCGUUACUCAACCAUUGCCAAUUGCCACUGGUACAACAUCGCGCCUACGUCGUUCUCAAACAGUCGAGGAAGAUCCUAUAUCAAGAUCAUUGAGGAACUCUAAAGGAUUACCGCCAAGUGGUCAAUCAGGUCAGGGGUUAAGUAAAUCUCAUGAAGAUCUAUCUUGGCGAAAUAGGAACAAUGCAUUGGUACAAUCAUCAAGGCAUUUCACUGUCAACCCAUGCAAACCUUCUGCGGAGACGAUUGAUCGGAUCAGAGAUGCUGGUGGUCGAAGAUGGAGAUUUGUCUUGCCCAAACAAGCUCAACAACAUAUCGUCCAAUGGCCCUCUCUCUUGGCUCCUGCUUGUCUACCACUCACCACGGACUUCUUGCCGACGCAGAAACAGAGUGAUGAAUUGUAUAAUACGGGUACUUAUACGGUACAGUGUUAUUUGGAAGAUGGGGCGUUCUUAAUCAGGAGCGAUGCGGCUCAGGAGAAUCUGCCGUUGGCUAUGAUGAGGGAGAUGGUCUCGCAGAGAUUGUCCCAAAACUUCCAAGUCAUAGUAUUACCGCAUGACCUCAAUGAACCGGGGGUGGUCCGACCUAUGCCAAUCCAUCUGGAGAAAGACGCAGAUAUCGGUGUAGAAUUAGUCUCAGGUGGUGCGUCAGAAGUACUGAAAAAUGGUAGAGGUGCGAUAUGGAUGUCAUGGGCCAAUCAUAUACAUCGAUUAUUGUUCCAUCCUACAAGACAGGAGAUCAUCGUUCAUUGGAUGACCAGGAAGGUGUCCCACUCGACUGAUUCGGUAAAGUAUAGGUGUUUGGUUUGGCCGGUCGGGAUGAAAGGGUAUCAGCCUGCUGAGGCGACUUUCAACUAUCCUGAUGUAAAUACCAAAAUCAACUAUAACCACCUAGACCAUCUGAUCAAUGGCGAACGACGUACCCUUGAUCCACUAAGAUAUUGGCGAACAAGGUUCAUCCUCAUCCCCUCAGGCAAAGAGAUCGUUUCUUUCCCAGGCUUAGUACCUCAAAACGAACAUCUGAAUCAGACCGACCUGUUGUGGUUGGGUGCCCAAAAAGUUAUUGAAACGCUCAAUCGAUACUUGCUCAAAUCUCAGAAUGGGACACCACAACAGCCUCUUAGAAUAGUUACGACGACUUUCGAUCCUUCCACUUGUGUGUUGGAUGAAGAGUUGAUGAUGGAUUUGGAAAGACAAAUAAGCAAUAAGGAGAAACCUACGAAUAUAAAUUCGGAUCAUAAACGUUUGGAAGGGAUGACGCUUGCGAAUGUUGCGGAGUUGAUGUGCCAGCCUGGUAAUGGGUUGAUCAUCCGGACUAGAUGGUGGGAAGCUCGACAACAUGUCCAAUCCUUCACGGGAGCCCAGUUCUGCGAGUGGCUGCAAAAUUCCUUUGAGGAUGUGACGAGUCGUGAGAAGGCUGCUGAAUGGGCUGAAUCAUUAUUGGAGAAAGGUCUUAUAGAACACGUUACUAAUUCUCACGGUUUCCUUGAUUACUGGCAUCUAUAUUACCGACUACGAGAACCGUACAAUGCAAUGUCCAAAUCAUCUUCCAAAAACAAAUCAUGGUUCGGUACCACAUCUUCCAAAGCCUCUUCAUCAUCUACAUCGAAAGAACCUAGUCGGGAUGAAACUUCCACUCCGAUCAAUGGCGAUGCCAAUAAUGGAAUUUUGACGGCAUCCAACUCGAAUAACACCUUGUUGUCAACGGCCAACCCAGCACAGGUUCAGGCUUCUUUGCCUUCUACUACGCCUCCUGGGGCCCGAGCUUUACUGGCUAAGAUGUAUGAAGGGCCUCAAGCUAGAUCGUCCAUCACAUCUUCGACUAGUGGUAGACCAGGUAGGAAAAGAAAAGUCAAAAUGUCGCAAACGAGAGUACUGGAUUUAGAUCCGAACAAAAAGAGUGAUAGAGCGGAGGUGGCGAUUCUGCAUGCUGAUGUAGUCCACAAUGCUAGGAAUGCCUUCCACUUCGAGCUCAACUGGCUAGGUGUAACCGCGGCGUUACUCGAAGAGCUCCGUCAAAAACUAUCCGCUCAAGCUGAACGAUACGGCCUACGAUUCGUCGAAACUCCCGUUGAACAACUGAGUGAUAUCCCCUUAAAAUGCGCAUAUCGUACUGCCAUACCUAUCCCUUUGGCUGUCCCUCCACCAGUCGUUACCGACCUGCACGAAAGGCUGCUUUCGAUCGGUCAUGGGACGGGUCAAGUAGAGAAUUAUUUCGAAUAUUGCAUAUUAACAAAAAAAUUCGGAUUUGUUCUCGAUGUGGAAGCGUCAGAUAGAUAUCCUGAGAAUAUCGACGUUGAAUAUUCAUAUCGAAAGAGUAGAUUCGAUUAUUCACAGUUCGUCCAUAAAUCCGGAUUAGCCCUCAUACAAUGUUUAUCCGAUUCGGAAGGUUUCCUUUGGUCCGAUAAUCGAUUGAUACUCUCUUCAAACUCUUUUUCGGUAUUUGGUGAUCGGCUCAGUACAGUCAAUUCAAGAAGAAAAAAUUCAAUCUUACAUACAAAUACAAGUACGAACCAUACCACCGGUGGUGGUGGAAGUGAUGGAAGGAUGGAACAGGUCAAACAACUUAGAAAGGAAUUAGAAGAUUUCUGUAAUGAUAAAGAAUUGUUACAGAGGUUUUACGAAGAGAUGAUUCCUCCUUUACCUGGUGAUGGGGAAGACUCAAGUGAAGAUGAUAUGGUUGAACCUACCAGGUUGGAUAGUGGUAGUAGAGACGAAAUCGAGAUAAUUGUGAAUGAUGAAGAGGAAGAUCAAGACAAAGAUGGUGAAGCACAGAUUAAGGAGGAACAUGGGGCCAAGAAUAAAGUCAACUUGGCGUUGGAGUUUGACGACGACGACGGCGGUAAACAGCCUAGUGGGUUUACUCAACAUGCAGAUCAUGAAAAGAAGGAGAAUGCUAGAACAAGGAUGGAGAAAGAGAUCAAAGAGGUUAUACAAGAAUUAUAA
Kwoniella botswanensis is the source of this 6057-nucleotide messenger RNA. RefSeq lists its product as uncharacterized. Gene Ontology annotation, biological process: negative regulation of TORC1 signaling; positive regulation of autophagy; intracellular signal transduction. The record is from RefSeq and is a predicted model, not a curated record. Bases 1 to 6057 code for a protein of 2018 amino acids. Gene Ontology annotation, cellular component: GATOR1 complex. The transcript is spliced from 10 exons. Gene Ontology annotation, molecular function: GTPase activator activity. Lineage: Eukaryota; Fungi; Basidiomycota; Tremellomycetes; Tremellales; Cryptococcaceae.